Molecule: messenger RNA, 927 nt
Organism: Symbiodinium sp. CCMP2592
Lineage: Eukaryota; Dinophyceae; Suessiales; Symbiodiniaceae
Source: the annotation of a GenBank genome assembly
AUGCGCGUGUAUUCUGAGCUCUUCGAGACUGUAGGGCUCAAGAUUGCGCAGCUUUUGGUGAGUCAGCGCGAUUUCUUGGAGCAGCAACGCUGGGCCGAAAUCCGUGACACGAUAGCAGCAUGUCUCGAAGCUAACGUGGUCCCAAUCAUCAAUGAGAACGACACCACCAACACGGAUGGCAUGCGGUUCGGUGACAAUGACAACCUGGCAGCCCUGACUGCGGUGCAAUUGGGAGCUGCUGGGGUGUUUCUCUUCACCGAUGUGGACUACCUUUACACAGCGAAUCCCAAUGUAGAUCCCUCUGCCGAGCCCAUGAGGGUGGUCAACGAGGCGUUCGAGCUAGACGUUGACACCCGCGAGCCGGGGUCUUCGUUGGGCACUGGCGGCAUGGCAACCAAGGUGUCUGCAGCCCGGACGGCCCAUUGUGCCGGUAUCCCCUGCGGCAUCUUGCACGGCAAGUUCCCUGAACGAAUUUUCAGUUUCUUGAACAGGCUGGAAGAGGACAGCGACUCCACGCGGAACUCUCCGAAGACCGUGGUGAGCGCUACCGUCAGCGAGGUGGACAGCGCUGAGCCUGAGCCGGAAGGCACUCUCUUCGCAGCGCGGGAAGGUGAGCAGAGGACGGAAGCUGAACGCUGGAUUCUUAGCCUGCCCGUGGUCGGAGACGUCGAUGUGAAAAAUCCCGAGAGCCUCGAAAACCUGAACCCGGCGGAGCUUCGGACGACGCUCCUCGCGGCGGCGGCCGACAGCUUAGAGGGUCUUCAGAGUCUCUCUGGCAUUGCCCACGAUGGAGGCGUCCGGAUUUUCCACCAGAACUCCGAAGUGGCACGGAUGCGGGUCAGCCUGGACGAGGAGGGCGCCUGCAUCCCAGACCCCGAACCGGAGCAGAGCAUCGUGCUCACGCCCGCAGCAGACUCCCUCUGCUGA